Messenger RNA from Candida albicans SC5314, 2055 nucleotides. It is a transcript of the gene GLC3, whose product is annotated as 1,4-alpha-glucan branching enzyme. The record is from RefSeq and is a predicted model, not a curated record. The coding region runs from base 1 to 2055 and encodes 684 amino acids. Gene Ontology annotation, molecular function: hydrolase activity, hydrolyzing O-glycosyl compounds; cation binding; 1,4-alpha-glucan branching enzyme activity. The transcript has a single exon. Lineage: Eukaryota; Fungi; Ascomycota; Pichiomycetes; Serinales; Debaryomycetaceae. Gene Ontology annotation, biological process: glycogen biosynthetic process. Gene Ontology annotation, cellular component: cytoplasm.
AUGUCAAAAUCAUUAAUUCAAGGAGUAUUAGACUUAGAUCCAUGGUUAGAACCAUUUUCUCAACCAUUAAUUAAUCGACAAAUUGAAUUUCAAAAAUGGCAUAAAAAAUUAAUUGAAUCAGAAGGUUCAUUAAUUGAUUUUGCUAAUAGUUAUAAAAAAUAUGGUGUACAUACUUUACCUUCUGGUGAAAUUCAAAUCAUUCAAUAUAUUCCUGAUGUUGAUGAAGUUUCAAUUGUUGGAGAUUUUAAUAAUUGGAAUAAAGAUAGUCAUAAAUUACGGAAAUUAAAUGAAUUUGGAACUUGGGAAUUGACUCUUAAACCAGGUAGUAUCCCCAUUGAUAGUAAAUAUAAAAUUGCCAUGAAAACCACGACCACGACCACCACCACCACCACCACCAAAAAUGGCGGGGAAUGGAUUUAUCGUUUAGAUCCAUGGGUUCAUAGAGCUACAUUUGCUAAACAACAUGCAUUAUAUGAAGGUCAUUUUUGGGAAGAUAAUUAUCAAUUUAAAAAUCCUCGUCCUAAAAAAAAUAUUGCCGCAGGUGGUAUUAAAAUUUAUGAAGCUCAUGUAGGUAUUUCUACUCCGGAACCAACUAUUGGUAGUUAUAAAAAUUUCACUCAAAAUGUCUUGCCAAUAAUUCGUGAUCUUGGUUAUAAUACCAUUCAAUUAAUGGCAAUUAUGGAACAUGCUUAUUAUGCAUCAUUUGGUUAUCAAGUGACGAGUUUUUUCGCCAUCUCAUCUCGAUAUGGUACCCCUGAUGAAUUAAAAGAAUUGAUUGAUACCGCUCAUGGAAUGGGAAUUCAAGUAUUAUUAGAUGUGGUCCAUUCUCAUAGUUCGAAAAAUGUCGACGAUGGAUUAAAUAUGUUUAAUGGUACUGAUCAUUAUUUAUUUCAUGGUGGUAGUAGAGGCAAUCAUGAUUUAUGGGAUUCUCGAUUAUUUAAUUAUACAAACUAUGAAACUUUAAGAUUUUUAUUAUCUAAUUUGAAAUAUUAUAUUGAUGUUUUCCAAUUUGAUGGCUUUAGAUUUGAUGGGGUUACUAGUAUGCUUUAUAAACAUCAUGGAUUAUCUGUUGGGUUCAGUGGUGGAUAUCAUGAAUAUUUUGGUGAUGGAGUCGAUAAUGAAGCUAUAGUUUAUCUUAUGUUAGCUCAUCAAUUAAUGAAUGAAAUUUCCACCACGGAAAAUUUCAAUUUGACUUCAAUUGCGGAAGACGUUUCCGGGAUGCCUACAUUAUGUCGUCCAAUAUCUGAUGGAGGAAUUGGUUUCAAUUAUAGAUUAUCAAUGGCAAUCCCUGAUAUGUGGAUUAAAAUUUUAAAACAUUUAACUGAUGAACAAUGGGAUCUUGGUAAUAUUGUUCAUACAUUAACCAAUCGAAGAUAUGGUGAAAAAGUCAUUGCUUAUUGCGAAUCUCAUGAUCAAGCUUUGGUUGGAGAUAAAACUUUAGCCUUUUGGUUAAUGGAUAAAGAAAUGUAUACCAAUAUGUCAGUAUUAUCCCCAUUAACACCAAUUAUUGAUAGAGGUAUUGCCCUUCAUAAAUUAAUCCGUUUAGUCACUUUUGCCCUUGGUGGUGAUGGAUAUCUCAAUUUUGAAGGUAAUGAAUUUGGUCAUCCUGAAUGGUUGGAUUUCCCUCGUCAAGGUAAUGGAGAAUCUUAUCAUUAUGCUCGUCGUCAAUUCAAUUUAAUUAAUGAUGAUCUUCUUCGUUAUAAAUAUUUAUAUCAAUUUGAUAAAAAAAUGUUACAACUAGAAAUCACCAAUACUGGGGAAUAUGUUUCUUUAAAACAUGAAGGUGAUAAAGUUUUAGUAUUUGAAAAAGGUAAAUCAGUUUAUAUUUUCAAUUUCAAUCCAACUCAAUCAUUUGUUGAUUAUAGAAUUGGGGUUGAAUUACCAGGGACUUAUAAAUUAGUAUUGGAUUCUGAUUCAGAAGAUUUAGGUGGUCAUGGAAGACUCGAUCAUAAUACUAAAUAUUUCACUUUUAAUGAACCUUGGAAUAAUAGAAGUAAUUCCCUUUUAGUUUAUAUUCCAACUAGAACUGCCAUUGUCUUAGAAAAAGUUGAGUAG